Molecule: messenger RNA, 813 nt
Organism: Argiope bruennichi
Lineage: Eukaryota; Metazoa; Arthropoda; Arachnida; Araneae; Araneidae
Product: testicular acid phosphatase homolog
Exons: 8
Coding region: 19-615 (198 amino acids)
Biological process (GO): dephosphorylation
Molecular function (GO): phosphatase activity
Source: RefSeq, a predicted model, not a curated record
CUUUGGCUGUUUCUUUUGAUGAGCUCUUCUUUUUUUAGUCUAUCGCUGCUUCAGGAAAAUACUAAAUUACUUUUAGUACAAACACUUUUUCGCCAUGGCGAUAGAUCUCCUCUUGCUAUAUAUCCCGGCGAUCCAAAUAACGCAACUUGCUGUCCAGAAGGUUUGGGAAAGUUAUCAUUGCUAGGAAGGAGGCAACAGUAUGCUGUCGGAAAGUAUCUCCGUUCUAGAUAUGAAGAUUUUAUCACCUCGAAUCCAAAUGAAAUUUCUGUGAACAGUUCAGAUUCAGAUCGAUGCCUGAGAAGUGCAGAAGCCAACAUUGCUUCGCUCUACGCACCUGAAGGGAUGUGGAAGUUCGAAGAAGGUCUCGACUGGCAGCCCAUUCCCGUUCAUUACAUUCCUUAUGCACAAGAUAAAUUCUUGAGUUUCCCUUCAUGUCCGAGAGCUGCUGAUGAAGCAAUGGCAUUAUUUGAAUCCGAUGAAGUGCAAUCCUUCUUCCAAAACAAUCAGAAAUCAUUCGAUGACCUGUCCCAACACGCAGGAUUCAAUGUUACUAAAGGUCUCAAUGUUAUGGCCUUCUAUGAUACUUUGAAAGCCGAGGGCCUUUACUUCAGGUAAUAACAGAUAAUAUGAAAGGAAAGCUGAAUGGAUCUAUCUCUGAUCUGAAACUGCAAGUAUUUUCUUCUCAUGACGACAAUAUGAGUGCUAUGCUGUUGGCCUUGACAUCAAUAUACAUGCCACGACCUCCUUACUCGUCUACCAUAGUGUUUGAACUACACCAGUUGCAAAACAAAACGGGAGCUGUACGAGUCCUCC